GAGUUCGCGCGCGCGACGUCUUGAAGAUCUCUCACACACCGAUGCGGCCGCUUCGCGGUUGUUUCCGUAACUUCUCCCGAUGGCGGAGCAGCGGCCCGGGCGGGCUGCUCGCCAGCUACGACGCCGCCGUCGCCCGCGGCCGCAUCCGCCCGGACCCGGCUCAGCGAGCGGCGGCAGAGGCCUUGCAGCGCCUGCAAGACGGCACCCUUGCCGACUCCGGUGGCUCCGAGGCGGCGGCGGGUGCGUACAUCCACGGCCCGGUCGGGGGUGGCAAGUCGAUGCUGAUGGACCUCUUUUACGAGACCAGCCUGCGCGGCCCGCGCCGCCGGCUCCACUUCCACGAGCUCAUGAUCGACGUGCACAAGCGGCUGCAUCGGGUGCACGAGUCGCGUGAGAAGACAGUCGUGCUGACAGAGAGCGGGCUACCAAUCUACCGCUUCGGGGACUUGCCAGCAGAGUUGACCGCGCCGGCGAGACCGCUCGAGAUUGUGGCGCAGCAGCUGGUGGAGGCGGACUCGCUGCUGUGCUUGGAUGAGAUGCAGGUGACUGACGUGGCCGACGCGAUGAUCCUGCGGCAGCUGUUCGACCUGCUCCUCGCGCGAGGUGUGACGGCUAGGCGCUGCACUAGCGCGGGGGACGGAUUCACCGUGGAGUGUGAGCCGGCGUUGUACGAGCGCGGACUCAACCGGAAGUACUUCCUGCCCUUUGUCGCCCUCAUCCACACCCGCUUCUCGAACCUCGCCCUCGCCGCCGCCGCGGACUACCGCACCUUGCGCCCGCCGAAUGGCGCGCCGGCUCCACUCUCUGCCGAGGCUUGCGGCGCUGCUGAAGAGGGGAGG
Emiliania huxleyi CCMP1516 is the source of this 839-nucleotide messenger RNA. Its product is annotated as ATPase. Lineage: Eukaryota; Haptophyta; Isochrysidales; Noelaerhabdaceae. The transcript has 7 exons. Gene Ontology annotation, cellular component: mitochondrion; cytoplasm. The record is from RefSeq and is a predicted model, not a curated record. The annotation marks the transcript as partial. Gene Ontology annotation, molecular function: ATP binding; ATP hydrolysis activity.